AUGGAGCCCGAAGAGGAGCUUACACCUCUCCCAAGUGAUCACGAAGGCGAUGCGCCGGCAACCCAUCCAUCAAGCGCCGAAUUACACAAAGUUCGCUCCCUUGAACAAACGGUUUCUCUCCCUCGCGAGGUCCUUGUGGUAGCCAUCAUCGUUCUCGCCCAAUUCCUGACACAAGUCGGCCUCACAGGAACGCUCGUGGACAUUCACAUCAUUAGCGACAGCUUCUCUAUUUCUAACCCGGGCAUUGAGAGCUGGCUCAUCGCCGGUUACAGUCUCACAGUUGGGACUUUCAUCCUCCUCUCUGGGCGACUCGGAGAUGUCUACGGAUGGAAACGCAUGCUGGUGAUCGGAUAUUUCUGGUUCGCCAUCUGGUCGCUGGUGGCAGGCCUGUCCGUGUACAGCAAUUACGUCCUCUUCAUCUUCGCGCGGGUGUUCCAAGGAAUCGGACCUGCCAUAUGCCUUCCGAACGGACUGGCGCUGCUGGGAGCGAUGUAUGAGCCUGGUAACAGAAAAAAUAUGGCUUUUGCCGUGUUCGGUGCAUGUGCGCCUGUCGGUUCUCUGGUUGGCGGAACGUUCUUCGCCAUCUUUGGCCAAUUGGCGUGGUGGCCGUGGGCUUUCUGGUCCUUUGCGCUGGUACUGGUUGUUGUUGCGUUGGGUGCUGCUUUUCUGAUCCCGGACCCGCAGGACAGCCGGUUGAUGCCCGAAUCAGUACGUGAGUACAUCGAAGACUUGGACCUUCCUGCUGCAACAGUCGGAAUUACUGCGCUGGUGCUGUUCAACUUCGCUUGGAACCAGGCGCCAAUCGUGGGGUGGCAUUCCGCGUACGUAUGUGUUUGUUUGGUGCUUGGGGUGUUGCUUGUGCCGGUCUUCUUCUACCUAGAGAUCAAGGUGGCGCCUAAACCAUUGAUACCGUUCAGCGCGUUGAACAGCACGAACGCGUUCGUGUUAGGUUGCAUUGCCUGCGGUUGGGCCAACUUCGGCAUCCUCGUGUACUAUCUCAUCAACAUAAUAGAAGUGCUACGCGGAAGCUCACCUUUACUAACUUGUGCCUACCUCUCACCAUUCGUCAUAACCGGCUCUAUUGCGGCGCUUCUGACUGGCUUCCUGCUGAGCAAGCUACGACCGGCGUGGUUGAUGGUGAUUGCAAUGGCUUUCUUUCUGGCGGGCAACCUUCUACUCGUCACUGUCCCACCACACCAAAUCUACUGGGCCCAGUUCUUUGUUAUCACGCUCGUUGCGCCAUUCGGCAUGGACAUGUCGUUUCCGUCCGCAACAAUCUACCUCAGCAACACCAUUGAGAAAUCACGACAGGGUGUCGCUGCCAGCUUGGUCAACACCAUUGUCAACUACUCCAUCUCGCUAGGCCUAGGCUUUGCCGGUACCGUCGAAAUCAAUGUCAACAGGGGCGGCACCACAUGGAACGACACUUUGCGAGGUUACAGAGGAGCACUAUACAUGGGCACUGGGCUCUGCGGGUUAGGUCUGGCCUUGAGCAUUGUGUUCGUGACCAAGACGUACUGGGACGACUCAAAGCGAGCGAAAAACGACAUUACAGCCGAUCCUGAAGGGAAGCCACACGGCUCGUGA
Messenger RNA from Baudoinia panamericana UAMH 10762, 1587 nucleotides. RefSeq lists its product as uncharacterized. Gene Ontology annotation, cellular component: membrane. The record is from RefSeq and is a predicted model, not a curated record. Gene Ontology annotation, biological process: transmembrane transport. The coding region runs from base 1 to 1587 and encodes 528 amino acids. NCBI's taxonomy places the organism in Eukaryota, Fungi, Ascomycota, Dothideomycetes, Mycosphaerellales, Teratosphaeriaceae. Gene Ontology annotation, molecular function: transmembrane transporter activity. The transcript has 3 exons.